Messenger RNA from Amaranthus tricolor (Joseph's coat), 2572 nucleotides. RefSeq lists its product as uncharacterized. Gene Ontology annotation, biological process: vegetative to reproductive phase transition of meristem. The coding region runs from base 670 to 2217 and encodes 515 amino acids. The transcript has 10 exons. The record is from RefSeq and is a predicted model, not a curated record. Lineage: Eukaryota; Viridiplantae; Streptophyta; Magnoliopsida; Caryophyllales; Amaranthaceae.
GUAGAAUUUUACCACCCUUGGUUGUAAAUUUUUGACUAAUUUAUGCAUUGAUAAAAGAUAAGUGGUUGGUGACUUUGUUUAACAGUUGCAAUGCCAAUGAAAGGGAUGUCUUCGACAAGACUAUAACAAUAAGAUGAAUUAUUUUAGUUUGGUCUAUGAUUACCCCUUCUUGAGGGUAAGUGCUUGUCAAUUGCAAAGGAAAAAAAUUUUCGAUAGUCUCUUUGGUUAUGAUAUAAUCAGAUCCAAGCCAUACAAUCUUCAUCACAUAAUCAUUACUUACUUACCGCACUAAGGCAAAGACUGUUCAGUUCUGUAUUUCGAAGCAAAAGGUAGCUGGAAUCCCAGCUUAAUAAACUGCACACUUGUGCCAUUUUCAACUUGUUGUCACUUCUGACAUCUAAUCAUAGAAAUGUCCACAAAAAAUGGUAGUUUUGAGUCCUCAGUUUUGUGAUGACCCAUCUCCCGUACUCUUGAUAGGAUUGCAUUUAGGGGUGGAUAUCGGUUUAGUCAUCAGUUGACUUUAAUGCAUUCAAAUGAUGUUCAUGUUUAGUCAUCAGUCCAAUUGCGGCAAGCAUUAUUGGUAUUGGAAAUUCUUCAGUUAUAAUCGGUCUCUGGCCUGCUCAUUUCUUCUGGACAUGCUACUGUGUAGGAAGUACAAAGAAGUUAGGAAUGAUUCUCAAGAUAGUAACACUGAUUUCCUUGCCAUUGCCGCUUGUAUUGUGGCCGAUUGUUAGUAUUCUUGGGAGCUUUGUAGGUGGGAUGGCAUUUGGCUUUUUUGCGCCAUUACUUGCAACUUUUGAAGCUGUUGGAGAAGAUGUCACAGAUAAAUGUUAUCAUUGCAUAAUUGAUGGCUGUUGGCCAACACUUCAGGGAAGCUGCACGGUGGUACGAGAUUUCACUGAUUUUUGCUUCCACUCCUACUUCUCCUACAUGGAUGAUCUCAUCAUGGAAAAGCCUGCUGAUGAGAAUACUGUCGAGUUAAAGCUAUUGCGGUUGCCAGGUUGUUUAUUGAUCAGCUUACUGGGAUUAUUAGUAGAUGUACCUUUAGUAACAAUCCUUGCUCUUUGGAAAAGCCCGUACAUGCUUUUUACCGGAUGGAAAAGGCUAUUAGAAGAUUUUCUCGGAAGAGAAGGACCAUUUCUAGAGACAGUGUGCGUCCCAUUUGGUGGUCUUGCCAUUAUACUUUGGCCUCUUGCCGUAGUUGCAUCAGUUCUUGCUGCAUUCUUGUCUAGUUUUUUUCUUGGACUCUAUGCUGGUGUUAUUGUUCAUCAGGAAAAAUCUUUGACAAUGGGACUUGCAUAUGUUGUAGCAGCUGUCUCCCUAUUCGAUGAGUAUGCUAAUGAUUUACUUUAUUUGGAGCCAGGAUCACGCCUUCCCAGGCCAAAAUAUCGAAAGAAUGUGGACUCUACAUCUCAGAGCAUACAGAAAAAAACCUCAUAUGAUGGCCGAGAUGAUGUUGAAAAGGAUGGAAAAGAAGGGCCAAGUGAUACAAAGUUGACCUCGCAACGCUCAAGAACAUUGAAAGCUGCAAUUCAACAUUAUAAGCCAAUAAAGGUACUGGAUUGGUUGUUUAAGUCAUGUGAGGUAAACGGAAGAAAACUGCUUCAUGAUGGUGUAAUCAAUAUGAAAGACAUAGAAGAGUGUGUUGUAAAAGGGAACUGCAAGAAGUUGGGCACAGCACUACCAACAUGGUGCAUCAUGAAAUGUUUGCUAGCCUCUGCAAAGUCCGACUCACCUGUGUUGGUAGUCUCUGACGAAGUUGAUCUAACGAUUACCAGUUGGCCAAGAGAGAAAAUGUUUCAAUGGUUUAUCGAACCUUUAUUAGUAAUGAAAGAGCAGAUCAGAAAAUUAAACUUGGAUGAAACUGAAGAAGCGUGUUUGAAGAUAGCAAUUAUGCAAAGCAAAAAUGAGAGACCAGACCAAUGGGAUGAUAUUGGAUUUCCAUCCAAAGACAACAUCAAAAGAGCGCAGCUACAGUCUGUCAUUAGAAGAUUACAGGGAAUUGUGGGGUCAAUGACAAGAAUGCCAACUUUCAGACGUCGGUUUCAAAAUCUCGUCAAAGUUUUGUACACCGAGGCUGGCAUGACUGGCGCAUUGGUGAACUACAUUGUUGAGAGCUCAACCAAAAGGGACAAUUUCGAGGGUGAGAAGAAAGAUGAGACUUCAAAAGAGAAUAAACAUGUAAAGAGUAUGUCUGGUGUGGAAAACAUCGUAUAGAUUGAAGAGUUACUAGUUGAAGAUAGCACGAUACAUCGUCCACGGCUCCAUGCAAUGAAUAGUUUUCUGGUAAAGAUUGAGCAUGUUAUAGCAAUCAGCUUAGCAUAUUAUUUGUAGAUUAUACUUAAAUUUUGACAUAAAACUAUAUAUAUUAUGUAUAUAGAUGAUCUUUAACUAGUUCUAAUAGAUGUUUGAAGCUUCAAAGGUAGUUGCACUAUUGUUUUGAACUUCUUCAGGAGAAUAUAUGUGCAUGAUUAUUAAAAUUGAUUUUUUUGUUGUAAUUAGUAGUUAUCGACGAUUUAUAUAUAUAGGGAUAGAUUAUUAAAUGUAUCAUAAAAGGUAGUUUAUUGCAAAA